This is a messenger RNA of Branchiostoma floridae (Florida lancelet), 3051 nucleotides long. RefSeq lists its product as uncharacterized. Bases 1 to 2904 code for a protein of 967 amino acids. The transcript has a single exon. Gene Ontology annotation, cellular component: signaling receptor complex; membrane. The record is from RefSeq and is a predicted model, not a curated record. NCBI's taxonomy places the organism in Eukaryota, Metazoa, Chordata, Leptocardii, Amphioxiformes, Branchiostomatidae. Gene Ontology annotation, molecular function: calcium ion binding; transmembrane receptor protein tyrosine kinase activity; ATP binding. Gene Ontology annotation, biological process: positive regulation of kinase activity; homophilic cell-cell adhesion; protein phosphorylation.
AUGCAAACAUUCAAGAGUCUAUUCCACCUUGUUGUUAUCUUAACGUUGUCCAGCGCCCCUUCUCCAACAGCUCCGUUCUAUGCCACAGUCCCAGAAAACGCCCCUAUCGGAAGAAACGUGACCGGCGUUCUAACCACCUCUCAUAUGGGCGAAGAGGAAGUUCGGUGUGAAAUUGUAAAGGGAAACGAGCAUGGUCGGUUUAAGGUAACUGCCUGUAGAAUCACCGUUUCACGUCCGUUGGAUUAUGGAGUCAGUCCAAUGUACAACCUCACGGUCAACGUUAUUCGGUCUGACGGAGAGGUGGGAGUGAAGCACGUGGUUAUACAGGUCCAGGACGUACUAGGAUACCCUCCUGUUUACAACAACACUUGCGAAACGCCAGUUCUGAAUGCGGGUCAAGAGGGGAACUCGGGCAGUUGGAUUUUUGAGGUGACAGGGGAGGCGGAGAUCAUGGAGAAACAUAGUGGAAUUAUUCUCCUCAAAGGCCGGAAUACGGAUCCUCAGUUACAACUGGAUCUAAUGGACAACAUAUCUUACUCCGCCAGUAGCGACUGCCGCUUGCAGUUUGUAGGAGCUCAUUCGCCUAAAAAUUUACGCUCAACAAUCUACGGAAUGGGGAUGGCCCACAUGCGCAGGUCAGGUUUCAAAUGUCUCCAAUGUUUCACCACACCGGAGGAUGCAGCCGUCUUGGAAGUGGCAUUUCUUAACGCUGAUGGGAACACUGAAUGUGGUUUCGGAAGUGACAUAGGGCGACAUUUUGACUAUCUCUCCCAACGGUUUAACGUUGUCGGUUCGUUUCGUAUGUUCCAGUCACCAGAAGCCAACAAACGGUACCGUUUCAAAUGCAAAGUGCCAAACCUAACAUCUUCUUUGGCAAUGAAAUUGCAGUAUCUGGAAUAUGAGAUUACAAACUUCAUUCGUCUAGAAUCUGAGGCGCAGGUCAUAGGAUGUCCACCGAACAAGUAUGGCAUCAUGUGUGAACAUCAUUGUGUCUGUAAAAACGGCGCCCGCUGCCAUGGUUUGAACGGAGCCUGCAAAUGUCAACCUGGGUGGCAAGGUGGCAUCUGCGACAUACCUCAUAGUACCGUGGCAAUCAUCGCGACUCCUAGCGACUCACGACAGAUUCACAUCAACGGGUCCUUGGCAUUACAAUGCAGAGCUUUCCAUUUACCUGUCGAAAGUAUGACGUGGGGAUUCCCCAAUGGAACCCAAAAGUGGUUACAGAGAACUCAAACAGAUCAUAUAAGGAUCGAAAGCAUCCAACCCGAACACAAUGGUACCUACACCUGUACUGUAGUUACAGAAGACAAAACUGUUGUUCUCGUAAGUUACGAGCUUCAGGCAGUCACCUGUCUGCCUGGUUACAAGGGUGAGUUGUGCGCAGAUGCUUGCGACUGUCCACAAAGUGUCAGUUGUGACCGGUGGAGCGGCUGUGUCUGUCUAGGAUGGACAGGGAUAAAGUGCGAGACUCGGUGCCCGCAGGGCACGUAUGGACAUAGCUGUAGUAGUAAGUGCCAUUGUCAGAAUGCAUACCUCUGCGACCAUGUAAACGGUCGGUGUGACUGCAGGGAAGGAUGGUUUGGUUUAGACUGCAGUCGGCCAUGCCCACAUGGUCUAUACGGACUCAGAUGUCGGCAUUCAUGUGACUGUAAGAACAACGCCAAGUGUCACCACGUGGAUGGAAACUGUACAUGCGCGUCACCCUGGACUGGGCAGCGGUGUGAUGACGUUAUCCCAACCGAUAUUCCUAAAAUCAAUUUCCAAAUCGACAACCAAACCAACACAUUCCCGCUGCCAUUGCAAAUAUCUAUACCAAUUUUACUGACCUUGCUUGUGUCAGCAGCAUUAGUGGCGAUUUUUAGAUGGCAGCGGGCUGCUCGAGUGAUGGAGGAUGAAGGUUUAAAUGAGAUGCAGGCUCUACUUGAACUGACUAGUAUGGAAGAAGGCCAAUACUUAGCACAGAGCCUGCAGCCCGGCUGGCUCAAACGAUGGGAGAGGAAGGCAAAGGAUUUGACUCUAGGUCAACUAAUAGGGAUUGGUUCAUUUGCACAUAUCAGAAAGGGUCAUCUCCUCAUUGACAACACUGAAUACACUGUAGCCGUGAAGUCCGUUCGUAUUGAAGACAGACAGUGCUGUCGAGCAUUCUGCCGGGAAGUUGCUGCACUUAUAGCUGUUAAUGAAAACCAAGAGCACAAUAAUGGGGCUUCCAACAUAGUCCGGCUGUUUGGAGUCAUCACAAAGUCCACACCAAAGUAUAUUCUCUUGGAAUAUGCUGAAAAUGAUGAUCUUUUGCAACUUCUAAAACGAUUAAAGCAACAAAAUGAAAGUCGACAGAAUCAUAUUGUUCUUCUCAGCCGCCUUCUGCACUAUGCUGUCCACAUAUCACAUGCACUGAAGGAGCUUCGACAUCUGCGUAUUGCUCAUGGUGACGUGGCCGCGCGAAACGUUCUUAUCAGUGGAGAUCACAUCGCUAAACUCACUGAUUUCGGUCUGGCCCAUGACUUGUACAGCAACAUUUCGCACGCGUCCUCAAUGAAGAUAGAUACUGAGGAGCUCUUGCCUUUGAGCUGGAUGGCUUUGGAGUCACUGAAAUGCCGUCAGUUCACUUGUGAGAGCGACGUGUGGUCGUUCGGUGUGCUGCUGUGGGAGAUUGCCACAUUCGGAGAGGAGCCCAACUAUCAGCAAAUGGCACUGCUCACCUUUCCUAGCUUAGUAGAAGUUCUAAAGCAGGGGGUGCGUCUGCAGAAGCCACCAGGAUGUCCAGAAGGGCUCUAUGAGGUAAUGAUGUCGUGUUGGCAGGAGGAGCCUUCAGCCAGACCUACACCAGAGGGACUGGAGCAGAGACUUACAGACUGUCAACACAAAAUAGACCUUCAAUUUGGGGAGAUGGAGACAACAGUUUGAUUUCAAAUACAUAAAAGGAGCACUAAGAUAGCCCGACUCCUGUUUAAAUGCCAGGACAGGUAGAUAGAGAAAUUGUGACACUAAGGGCUAGAGCUCCAGACGAUGCAACAUAGACACUACAGUGUAAGUUUGUAAUGUUUAACUUUA